CGUAUAAAAACCAAACUCUUCGGCCUCCGCUCUCUGUCUCUCUCUAUCCCGUAAAGGUUCCGUCUGUGCAGAUUCCUUCCACCGUCGUCGAAAUCCAAGUCCAAAAGUCAUGGCCGUUACCUUUAAGGAUCUUCACACCGAGUCUGGGCUCAAAUCCCUUGAUGAGCAUCUUGCUGGGAAGAAGUACAUAUCUGGGGAUCUGAUCACUAAGGAUGAUGUGAAGGUUUACGGCGCUGUUACGAAGGAACCCAGCUCCGAUCUGUACCCUAAUGCCAGCCAAUGGUACCAAUCUGUCUCCUCAAAGCUCAGCGCAAGCUUCCCUGGAAAAGCUGUUGGAGUAAGAUUUGGCGGAGGUGCUGCUGCAGAAGCCGCUCCAGCUGAGGUGGCCAAGGAAGCACCCGCUGAUGGUGAUGAUGAUGACCUUGAUCUAUUCGGUGACGAAACAGAGGAAGAGAAGAAGGCAGCAGAACAGAGGGAGGCUGCAAAAGCAUCCACCAAGAAGAAAGAGAGUGGGAAGUCAUCUGUCCUUUUGGAUGUCAAGCCAUGGGAUGAUGAGACUGACAUGAAAAAGCUUGAAGAGGCAGUUCGCAGCGUUGAAAUGGAAGGGCUUUUGUGGGGAGCAUGUAUGUUCUCUUCUGUUUACUCUUUCUAGGUUUCAAAUGCAAAGUUGCUUUCACAAUAACCUCUGCAUUUGUUUUUUUUCCUGCCUGUCAUUUUAUGCUAGUCUUAUGACUACCUUUGACCCAAAUGAAAUGAUUAAGGAUACUGUUAGUCUAAAAUUCCCUUGUAAUACUACUUCCCAUUUCCCCCCAUGUGCCCUUUAAUCUAUUAUUGGUCAUAAUUUAUGUUUGAUUGUUAAGUGAAGCUACUUUCUAUAAUCUUUGUAUACACUGAAAGGCCCCGGUAGAGUCGGAAAGUCACCUCAUGAGACACUGAGAUUUUCUGUUUACUCUUGUGCAGCGAAAUUGGUGCCUGUGGGAUAUGGUAUUAAGAAGUUGCAGAUCAUGCUUACAAUUGUGGAUGAUCUUGUCUCAGUCGACGAUCUCAUUGAGGAACGUCUUACUGCCGAGCCCUGUAAUGAAUAUGUUCAAAGUUGCGACAUCGUUGCCUUCAACAAGAUUUAAGAUCAGUUCCAGGAAACUAUAAGUUUUGUUAGGAUCUAUGUACUCUUUCGUGAUCUGGGAUUUAAAAGAUUUUGCUUGUGGCAUGUGACAUGCGUGAUUGAUACUUGUUGCAAAACUACAUAUAUUAGAACCUUGGUCUCCUGAUUGAGUAUGGGCUUUAAAUUUUGGUCAAACUAAUUUUUACCCAGGUUUUUGUUUUCUGAUUUCGCAAACUAAGAACUUACCGCCUGCUUUAAAUUACCAGAAUAACUAGACAAAUCAGGCUCUUUGAACGCCCUGGAUAUGUAGGUUUUUUUUUAUAAAAUUAUCUUUAAGACUAGCC
Molecule: messenger RNA, 1446 nt
Organism: Oldenlandia corymbosa var. corymbosa
Lineage: Eukaryota; Viridiplantae; Streptophyta; Magnoliopsida; Gentianales; Rubiaceae
Source: the annotation of a GenBank genome assembly